GCAUGGCAGAUGUAAAAGGGCCGGUGAUACGCCGACCGGGGUCAACUUCUGGUUGCCGAAGAUAGUAUAUGGAGUCAUGUAGUUUACCAUGAAGUUGAAUGACUAGGUAGAUGAUCUGACAGGUUUUCAAGAUGGAGUCGAUAUAUCGUAUGUUGUUGUUGGCAGCACUUCUGCCUUUCUCUGUUGCCGUAAGUUCCACGGUUGAUCUUGGGUAUAGCAAGUACAAAGGCAACGUACUUGACAAUGGCGUUUCGGAAUGGCUUGGUGUUCGUUAUGCUGCCGCACCAGUCAAGGACUUGAGGUUCAAGCUUCCUCAAGAUCCUAUCCGCAUGAGAGCGGUCCAGGAUGCUACCAAGCGGGGAACAGUAUGCAUCGGAACAGAUGCGGAUCCCAAGAUCAUUGGCGAUACUCAAUCUGAAGACUGCCUCUUCCUCAACAUCUGGGCACCAACAAAAGCCUCAGCGAAGGACAAGCUUCCAGUAUAUAUCUAUAUCCAAGGCGGCGGCUUCAACGGCAACUCAAAUGCCAACGCAAACGGCACUUCCCUUGUCGUUGCCGGCGACCUGGACAUGAUUGUUGUUUCCAUCAACUAUCGCGUUGGUGUAUACGGUUUUCUCAACGAUGCUGACCAGGUCACACCAAACGUCGGUCUCCACGAUCAGCGGAAGGCGUUCCAAUGGGUCCAGAAGCACAUUUCCAAGUUCGGCGGUAACCCUGACCAUGUUGUCAUUGGUGGCGAGUCUGCUGGUGCUGCGAGUGUCAGUCUGCAUCUCAGCGCUUAUGGAGGCAAGGAUGAAGGUCUUUUCCACGGCGCUAUUGCCCAAUCUAUCUCGUUCGGAUCUCUCCUUACUGAGAAGGAAUCUGUGUAUCAGUUCAACACUCUGGCGGUGCGACUAGGCUGCGUUGGCGCGAAAAAGGAUAUUCUUCCUUGUAUUCGUUCCAAGUCGCCCCAGGAGAUCCAGAAGAUCAACAAGAACCUUCCGAACCUCGGUAGCACUACGCCACCUCUGUUCAUGUGGACUCCCAGCAUUGACGGAAAGCUCGUUCCUGAUGUCACCUAUCAGGUUUAUGAGGAGGGGAAGUUUGUAAAAGUUCCUCUGAUGACUGGCGAUGACACCAAUGGAGGCACCGACUUUACGCCUGUCAACACAUCUUCUUUGGUGGAAAGCAACGAAUUUAUGAAGGCCAACUUUCCCUUCCUGACUCUGGAGCAGUUGGGGCAGAUCAACGAACUCUAUCCCAACAAAAACGAGUCUUGCCCCAAUCCUGGCUGCUGGUGGCGUCAGGUCAGUGACGUCUACGGAGAUAUGAGAUACAUGUGCUCAUCAAUGUAUAUCUCAAACGCACUGACACUCCAUGGAGUUCCCAACUCUUGGAACUACUGGUACGACGUAGAGGACCCAGCUCAGAUGGCCGCAGGUUAUGGUGUCCCUCACGUCGUGGAGAAUCAAGCUGUAUUUGGACCAGGACCGGGCUCGCCAGCCAGCUACCUCAAUGGCGGGAAGAAUGUCCCCGUGGUCCCCGUGAUCCAAGCCUAUUGGACAAGCUUCAUUCGUACCUUGGAUCCCAACACGCAUCGUGAUAAGAGUGCUGUCAAGUGGGAGCAAUGGACUGAGAAGGGCCGUAAGCGAAUUAAGUUUGAGACUGGUGGAAAGACCAAGAUGGAGAGUCCUAGCAAGGAUUUGCAGAAGAAGUGUGAUUACUGGGCCAAUAUCGGUCCAAGUAUUCGGCAGUAAAUAAGAUAGGGUUGCAAGGCGCGAGAUCAGAUGACACGUCUUGCGGAGAAAUCACCUAAGUUCUCUGUGGUGAUAUAAGCCCUCAGCCACAAGUGUCGACUGCAAAUAACACAUCUGGGUCACAACUUAGACAUUAUACCGCGGAGAAAGCAACACUCCAAUAUCAAAUUUAAGUUUUUGAAACACCACGGUGACAAAGACUACCGUUUGCCUGUGC
This is a messenger RNA of Fusarium odoratissimum NRRL 54006, 1953 nucleotides long. RefSeq lists its product as uncharacterized. The coding region runs from base 132 to 1736 and encodes 534 amino acids. NCBI's taxonomy places the organism in Eukaryota, Fungi, Ascomycota, Sordariomycetes, Hypocreales, Nectriaceae. The record is from RefSeq and is a predicted model, not a curated record. The transcript is spliced from 2 exons.